Epinephelus lanceolatus (giant grouper) is the source of this 16316-nucleotide messenger RNA. The record is from RefSeq and is a predicted model, not a curated record. Lineage: Eukaryota; Metazoa; Chordata; Actinopteri; Perciformes; Serranidae.
AUUGCCCUGCCUUAUGUGUUGGGCAAGUAGGCACCAGGAGUUACAGAACUCAGAGACAAACGUUUUCCCAUUUUUCUCAAGGUUUUGCUUUUAAUGCCUUGGGAGAAUGGCAGAGGGUGCAGAUGGAGAGGAAGAGAUUCAGUUCCUGCGAACGGAUGAUCAGGUGGUGCUGCAGUGCACUGCAUCUAUUCUGAAGGAGCAGAUCAAGCUGUGUCUGUCAUGUGAAGGAUUUGGGAAUCGUCUGUGCUUCCUUGAGACCACCUCAAACGCUCAGAAUGUCCCUCCAGACCUUGCUAUCUGCUGCUUCAUUUUGGAGCAGUCCCUGUCUGUGCGGGCAUUACAGGAGAUGCUGUCCAACUCUUCUGUGGACGAGGCUGUUGAUUUGGACAAAUGGUCAUCACAAGGUGGGGGUCACCGAACCCUCCUGUACGGACAUGCCAUCCUCUUGAAACACACUCACUCCAGCAUGUAUCUGAGCUGUUUGACUACUUCGCGCUCACUGACAGACAAACUGGCUUUUGAUGUGGGCUUACAGGAAGACUCCACAGGAGAGGCCUGCUGGUGGACCAUCCAUCCGGCCUCCAAGCAAAGGUCUGAAGGCGAGAAGGUCAGGGUGGGAGAUGACCUCAUUCUUGUCAGUGUUUCUUCUGAGCGAUACCUGCAUCUGUCCUACGCCAGUGGUGACUUGAUGGUUGAUGCCUCUUUCAUGCAAACGCUGUGGACGAUGACCCCUGUGAUGUCUGGAUGUGAGCUUGCUGAAGGUUUUCUGACCGGCGGGUAUGUGCUCAGGCUGUUCCAUGGACACAUGGAUGAGUGUUUGGCAAUCCCAGGAGCUGACCAAGGGGACGACCAGCGCAGAGUUGCUCAUUAUGAAGGAGGGGCUGUGUGCAGUCAUGCGCGAUCCUUAUGGAGACUUGAGCCACUACGUAUUGCUUGGAGCGGCGGUCACAUUAAAUGGGGCCAGUCUUUCCGGAUUCGUCACAUAACAACAGGCAGAUACCUUUGUCUGGAUGAAGAGAAAGGACUGCUGCUGGUGGACCCGGAGAAGGCAAAUUCCAAGAUGUCAGCCUUCUGCGUCAGAAUUUCAAAGGAAAAAAUUGAAGUGGCCCAAAAGCGAGAUGUGGAAGGCAUGGGCACGCCUGAGAUUAAGUACGGAGAGUCAAUGUGCUUUGUACAGCAUGUUUCAACUGGCCUCUGGCUUACAUAUGCUGCUGUUGAUGCCAAAUCUGCCCGCCUGGGUCCUCUGAAGAGAAAGGCCAUACUCCAUAAAGAGGGUCACAUGGAUGAUGCACUCACAGUGGCUCGAUCUCAGACUGAAGAGUCCCAAGCAGCCAGAAUGAUUUUCAGCACAACAGGCCUCUUCAACCAGUUCAUCAAAGGUCUAGAUGCGCUGAGCGGGAAAAACAAAUCUGCCAACCCACCAUCUCUGCCCAUGGACACAGUAGUGCUCUCCCUGCAGGACCUCAUUUUCUACUUCCGACCCCCAGAGGAGGAGCUGGAGCACGAGGACAAACAGUUCAAGCUUCGCUCCCUCAAGAACAGACAGAACCUCUUCCAAGAAGAGGGUAUGAUUACUCUUGUCCUGGACUGUGUUGAUCGGCUCAAUGUCUACAACACAGCAGCCCACUUCUCAGAGUAUGCAGGGGAAGAAGCCGCAGAGUCAUGGAAGGAGAUAGUAAAUUUACUGUAUGAAUUGCUAGCUUCUUUGAUCAGAGGUAAUCGUGCUAACUGUGCCCUGUUCUGUGAUAACCUCGACUGGCUGGUCAGUAAAUUGGAUCGUUUGGAGGCAUCUUCAGGAAUCCUGGAGGUGUUGUACUGUGUUCUGAUUGAAAGUCCAGAGGUGCUGAAUAUUAUCCAGGAGAAUCACAUCAAAUCAAUCAUCUCUCUGCUGGAUAAGCAUGGACGCAAUCAUAAGGUCUUGGAUGUGCUCUGUUCUCUUUGUGUGUGUAACGGGGUUGCUGUAAGGUCAAAUCAGAAUCUCAUCACAGAGAAUCUGCUUCCGGGUCGUGACCUCCUACUUCAAACCAACAUUAUCAAUUAUGUAACCAGCAUGAGACCCAACAUUUUCCUUGGAACUUGUGAAGGAUCCACUCAGUAUAAGAAGUGGUAUUUUGAGGUGAUGGUGGACAACGUGGAGCCGUUCCUUACAGCUCAGCCAUAUCAUCUGCGUGUGGGCUGGGCUCUGACGGAGGGCUACAGUCCUUACCCUGGUGGAGGGGAAGGCUGGGGGGGCAAUGGGGUCGGAGAUGACCUCUACUCCUACGGUUUUGACGGGCUUCACCUCUGGUCAGGACGUGUUCCGCGUCAUGUUGCCACACCCAAUCAGCACGUCCUGGCAGCAGAGGAUGUCGUCAGCUGUUGUUUGGAUCUGAGAGUGCCCAGUAUUUCCUUCCGUAUCAAUGGGCAUCCAGUUCAGGGCAUGUUUGAGAACUUCAACCUGGACGGCUUGUUCUUUCCAGUUGUCAGCUUCUCUGCGGGCGUAAAGUUGAGAUUUCUUCUCGGAGGGCGUCAUGGGGAUUUCAAGUUCCUCCCACCUCCAGGUUAUGCCCCAUGCUAUGAAGCAGUGCUGCCCAGGGACCGUUUGCGGAUUGAGCCCAUCAAAGAGUAUAAGCAUGACUUUGAUGGUGUCCGCAACCUGUUGGGUCCAACUCAGUCCCUGUCACAUACAGCCUUCACGCCUUGUCCAGUGGACACUAUACAGAUUGUACUCCCUCCUCAUUUGGAGCGUAUUCGAGAGAAGCUUGCAGAAAACAGCCAUGAGUUAUGGGCUGUUACUCGCAUUGAACAAGGAUGGACUUUUGGACCAUUUCGUGAUGACAACAAGAAGCUGCACCCCUGCCUGGUAGAUUUCCAGAGUCUGCCUGAACCAGAGAAGAACUAUAAUUUAGCAAUGUCAGGAGAGACCCUCAAGACUCUGCUGGCACUUGGCUGUCAUGUGGGAAUGGGAGAUGAGAAAGCAGAAGAGAAUCUGAAAAGGACAAAGCUUCCCAAAACUUACAUGCAGAGUAGCGGAUAUAAGCCAGCCCCUCUGGACCUCAACCACGUCAAGCUAACUCCUAAUCAGAACACCCUAGUGGAGAGACUUGCAGAAAAUGGACACAAUGUGUGGGCAAGAGACCGGGUUCGCCAGGGCUGGACAUACAGUAUUGUGCAGGAUAUAAUGAACAAGCGCAAUCCCCGUCUAGUUCCUUACAACCUACUGGAUGAAAAGACUAAAAAGACCAACAGAGACACAGUUUGUGCAGCUGUUCGCACUCUGAUCGGAUAUGGUUACAACAUAGAACCACCUGAUCAGGAAAGCAGUGGGCACGGGCCAGCAACUGGUGAUAAGAUCAGAGUCUUCAGAGCAGAGAAAUCAUAUGCUGUCACCCAGGGGAAGUGGUACUUUGAAUUUGAGGCUGUUACAGUCGGGGAGAUGAGAGUGGGCUGGGCCAGGCCAAGCGUUCGCGCAGACACUGAACUUGGUGCAGAUGAGUUGGCGUAUGUCUUUAAUGGCUUCAAGGCCCAACGUUGGCAUGUGGGAAAUGAGCCAUUUGGUCGUCAGUGGCUGUCUGGUGAUGUGGUGGGUUGUAUGAUUGACCUCACAGAGAUGAACAUCAUGUUUACACUGAACGGAGAAAUGUUGAUCAGCGACUCAGGCUCUGAGAUGGCUUUUAAGGAUAUCGAGAUAGGAGAGGGUUUCAUACCUGUGUGCAGUCUGGGCUUGUCCCAGGUCGGCAGGAUCAAUUUGGGUCAGAACGUCAGCAGUCUUCGUUUCUUUACAAUCUGUGGCCUCCAGGAGGGAUUUGAACCCUUUGCUAUCAACAUGAAAAGAGACAUUACCAUGUGGUUCAGCAAGAGCCUUCCACAGUUCAUCAACGUGCCUACUGAUCAUCCUCACAUGGAGGUGUCUCGUGUUGAUGGGACAGUGGAAACUGCCCCUUGUCUCAAAGUGACCCACAAGACAUUCGGAUCUCAGAAUGCCAACACAGAUCUGCUGUUCCUCAGACUCAGAAUGCCGGUUGAGUUUCAUGAGACAUUCAAAGUCCCUGCCGGGACCACCCUUCUUACUCGUGCACUGACCAUCCCUGAGGACGAGGUGUUAGAGGUAGACCCAGACUCUGAUUUUGAAAUACUCAAGAAGUCAGCUACUCGCAAAGAGCAGGAGGAGGAGAAGAAAGAACCCUCUGUGCCCAAAGAUAUCCCUGCCAUCAAAAAUGGGGAAAAUGAGAAGGAUGCCUCAACUGAGAAAAGCAAGAAGAAAGGAUUGUUUUUCAAGGCCAAGAAGGCGGCAUUAAUAACUCCAGCCCCCGUUGUUCCCACCAUGCCUCGCUUAAUGGAGGAUGUGGUGCCAGAUGACAGGGAUGACAUGGACAUCAUCCUCAACACCACUACAUACUAUUACUCUGUGAGAGUGUUUGCGGGCCAGGAGCCCGGUGGCGUGUGGGUGGGCUGGAUCACACCUGACUAUCACCAGUAUGACCUUCAUUUUGACAUCAGCAAAGUGAGAAAUGUAACAGUUACUGUAGGCGAUGACAAAGGCAACAUUCAUGACAGUAUAAAACGCAGUAACUGCUACAUGGUUUGGGGAGGGGAGUUCAGCAGCUCCCAGCAAACCCGAGUCAGUCAAGAAGAUUUUGUGAUUGGUUGUCUCAUUGAUUUGGACACCGGACUUAUGACUUUUACUGCUAAUGGAAAAGAGAUCAACACAUUUUACCAGGUGGAGCCCAACACAAAACUGUUCCCAGCUGUCUUUGUCCUUCCUUCCAGUCAGAAUAUGAUUCAGUUCGAACUAGGCAAGCUAAAGAACAUUAUGCCGAUCUCAGCUGCCAUGUUCCGGAGCGAACGCAAGAACCCUGUUCCCCAGUGUCCUCCUAGACUGGAUGUCCAGAUGUUAACCCCGGUCAUCUGGAGCCGCAUGCCCAACCACUUCCUGGCCCCAGAGACAGGACGUAUUAGUGAGAAACUGGGCUGGGCAGUGCUGUGUCAGGAGCCACUCACCAUGAUGGCUCUCCACAUCCCAGAGGAAAACAGGUGUAUUGACAUUCUGGAGCUGUCUGAACGUAUGGACUUGCUGAAGUUCCACUAUCAUACUCUAAAGCUGUAUGGCUUAGUGUGUGCUUUGGGAAAUAACCGCGUAGCUCAUGCUCUGUGCAGCCAUGUUGACGAGUCCCAGCUCUUCUACGCCAUAGAAAACACCUACCUACCUGGACCAAUGAGGAGCGGCUUCUAUGACCUGCUUAUCAGCAUGCACCUGGAGUCUGCCAAGAGGAACAGGCUGGGAACCAACAAGGAAUUCAUAGUUCCAAUGACAGACGAAACACGCAGUAUCACUCUGUACUCUGACAGAUCUCAUGCGUUACCUGGGGUGGGCCUCACUACAUGUCUGCGACCCAAACUCCAUUUCUCCUCCGUUGGGUUUGUUGGAACAGAUCCAGAUAUCUACACUCUGAGUCCAGUCAUUCCUUUACAGGUGCUAAAGACCAAGGCCCUGAACAUGCUGACUGAGGCUGUGCAAGAUGGAGGUCAAGCCAUGAGAGAUCCAGUGGGAGGUAGUGUUGAGUUUCAUUUUGUUCCAAUCCUGAAGCUCAUCAGUACCCUCCUCAUCAUGGGUGUGUUUGAUGAUGAAGAUGUCACACACAUCCUGAAGAUGCUUGAGCCUACAGUCUUUAGUGGCAAGAAACCAGAGGAGCCUGCUGAGGAGAUUGCCCCUUUGAAGGAAGAAAAGGAACCCCCAAAAGUCAGAGCUGUAAAGGAAGAGGAGCAGGAAGCCAUGGAAGAAGAAGAAGAAGAAGAAGAAGAGGAGUAUGAGGAUGAUGGCUUGGGUGAGGAAGAUGAGGAGGAAAUGGAGGAAGAGGAAGAAUUAGAACCAGAAACCAUCGUGCCACCUGAAGAAACAGUGGAAGAGACAGAGCAAGGGAAUGGCGAGAAAGGAGCUGAGGAGACAGAGAAAGAAAUUAAAGAAGAUAAAGAAGAACGUCUAGAGCAAGGGCUUUUCCAGAUGAAGCUACCAGAGUCUGUCAAAUUGCAGAUGUGUGUUCUACUGCAGUAUUUCUGUGACUGUGAGCUGCGUCACAGAGUGGAGGGCAUCACUGCCUUUUCAGACCAGUUUGUCAGCCGGAUACAGUCCAACCAAAGGCAGCGCUACAAUGAACUCAUGCUGGCCUUCACCAUGAGUGCAGCCGAGACUGCCCGCAAGACCCGUGAAUUUCGCUCCCCACCACAGGAACAGGUCAACAUGCUUAUGAACUUCAAGAACUGUGCUGAGGAUGAAGAGUGUCCUGUUCCUGAUGAGGUCCGCGAAGCUCUGUUGACCUUUCACAAUGCUCUACUCACUCACUGUGGUGUUCAUAUUGAAGAAGAGGAACAAGAGGAGGAAGUGGAUAAUUCUCUCCGUGGACGACUGCUCCGUUUGCUGGAAAAGGUGAAAAAAAUCCGCGAGAAGAAGGUGGAGGUGGAGCCUGAGCCACAGGAAGAUAAAAAACCAAGCACACUGCAGGAGCUAAUUUCCCAUACUAUGAUCCAUUGGGCCCAGGAGUCAUUUAUCCAGAACCCUGAGCUAGUGCGCAUGAUGUUCAGCCUCCUUCACAGACAGUAUGAUGGGCUGGGUGAGCUCAUGCGUGCGCUUCCCAAGGCCUACACCAUCAACGCAGUGUCAAUUCACGACACCAUGGAUCUAUUAGAGUGUUUGGGCCAGAUCCGCUCACUACUUAUUGUCCAGAUGGGUCCAGAAGAGGAGAGGCUUAUGAUUCAAAGCAUUGGGAAUAUCAUGAGUAACAAAGUUUUCUAUCAGCAUCCAAACUUAAUGCGAGCUCUGGGCAUGCAUGAAACUGUCAUGGAGGUCAUGGUUAAUGUACUUGGCGGUGGGGACUCAAAGGAGAUCAGAUUCCCUCGAGUGGUGACAAAUUGUUGCCGUUUUCUCUGCUAUUUCUGUCGCAUCAGUCGUCAAAAUCAGCGCUCUAUGUUUGACCACCUCAGCUACCUUCUCCAGAACAGCGGCAUCGGCCUUGGAAUGCGAGGCUCCACCCCCUUGGACGUGGCUGCAGCCUCUUGUAUUGACAACAAUGAGCUGGCACUGGCUCUCCAAGAGCAGGAUUUAGAAAUGGUGGUGAAAUAUUUGGCUGGAUGUGGACUUCAAAGCUGUCCAAUGCUGCUGUCAAAAGGCUACCCUGACAUUGGCUGGAAUCCUUGUGGUGGAGAGAAAUACCUUGACUUUCUCCGUUUUGCUGUAUUUGUCAAUGGAGAGAGCGUAGAAGAGAACGCCAAUGUGGUGGUUCGUCUCCUCAUUCGCAGGCCUGAGUGCUUUGGUCCAGCCCUGAGAGGGGAGGGUGGUAAUGGCCUGCUGGCUGCAAUAGAGGAGGCCAUCAAAAUAUCAGAGGACCCUGCAAGGGAUGGCCCCAGUGUUAAGAAAGACAGACGCUUUCCCAUGUUUGGAGGAGAGGAGCAGCAUGAGGAGAACAGGGUGCACCUGGGUAAUGCCAUCAUGUCCUUCUACUCCGCCCUUAUUGACUUGCUGGGACGCUGUGCUCCAGAGAUGCAUUUGAUUCAGGCUGGUAAAGGUGAGGCUCUGAGGAUCAGGGCCAUCCUGAGGUCUCUUGUCCCUAUUGAGGAUCUGGUGGGAGUCAUCAGUCUUCCUGUUCAGAUUCCUUCUUUUGGGAAAGACAACAGCAUCAUCGAACCAAAGAUGUCGGCUAGUUUUGUGCCUGAUCACAAAGCUCCCAUGGUUCUGUUCCUGGACAGAGUGUAUGGUAUUGACAAUCAGGAUUUCCUGCUCCAUGUGCUGGAGGUAGGCUUUCUGCCUGACAUGAGGGCUGCUGCCUCUCUGGACACGGUUGCUUUCAGCACCACAGAGAUGGCCCUCGCUUUGAACCGCUACCUGUGUUCUGCUGUGUUACCGCUCAUCACUAAGUGUGCCCCGCUCUUUGCUGGCAGUGACCACCGAGCCAUAAUGAUUGACUCCAUGUUGCACACAAUAUACCGACUGUCUCGUGGACGAGCCUUCACAAAGGCCCAAAGAGACAUCAUUGAAGAGUGCCUCAUGGCUUUGUGCAAACAUCUACGUCCAUCCAUGCUUCAGCACCUGCUAAGACGACUGGUGUUUGACGUGCCCAUUCUCAAUGAGUACGCCAAAAUGCCACUGAAGCUUUUGACCAAUCACUACGAGCGUUGUUGGAAAUACUAUUGCCUCCCUAAUGGUUGGGCCAACUUUGGAGUUGCAUCAGAAGAGGAGCUGCAUCUAACUCGCAAACUGUUUUGGGGGAUCUUUGAAUCGCUAGCACACAAGAAAUUUGAUGCUGAGAUUUUCAAAAUUUCAAUGCCAUGCAUCUGUGCCAUUGCUGGAGCCAUUCCUCCAGACUACGUAGACGCCAGCUACUCCUCCAAAACUGAGAAAAAGGCAUCAGUAGAUGCAGAAGGAAACUUUGAUCCUAAGCCAGUGGAGACCACAAACACUAUCAUCCCUGAGAGACUGGAUCCCUUUAUCAACAGAUAUGCUGAAUAUACUCAUGAUAAAUGGGCCUUUGAAAAGAUCCAGAAUAACUGGUCGUACGGUGAGACGCUGGAUGAAAAUGCAAAAACUCAUCCCAUGCUCAGACCAUACAAAACCUUCUCAGAGAAGGACAAAGAAAUCUACCGUUGGCCAAUCAAGGAGUCAAUCAAAGCCAUGCUUGCAUGGGAGUGGAACCUUGAUAAAGCUAGAGAGGAAGAGGAGUCGGAGAAGAAGAAGGCAGUAUCCCGAAAAAUCUCACAGACUGCUCAGGCAACCUAUGACCCAAGCCAUGGCUACAGUCCACAGCCCAUUGAUAUCUCACACAUGGCUCUUUCAAGAGACCUUCAGUCUAUGGCAGAGCAACUGGCAGAAAAUUACCACAACACCUGGGGACGUAAGAAAAAGUUAGAGCUGCAGUCCAAAGGAGGCGGAACACAUCCUCUGCUGGUGCCCUAUGAUACUCUGACAGCAAAAGAAAAGGCCAGAGAUAGAGAGAAGGCUUAUGAGCUGCUCAAGUUCCUGCAGCUCAAUGGAUAUGCUGUCACAAGGGGCCUGAAAGAUAUGGAGGGUGACAUCUCAUCCAUCGAGAAGAGAUUUGCUUAUGGUUUCCUGCAGAAGCUGUUGAAAUGGAUGGAAAUUGCCCAGGAAUUCAUCGCUCAUCUUGAGGCUGUGGUGAGCAGUGGACGAGUGGAGAAGUCCCCUCAUGAGCAGGAAAUCAAAUUCUUUGCCAAGAUCUUGAUGCCUCUGAUCAACCAGUAUUUCAAAAACCACUGCCUCUAUUUCUUGUCGACGCCUGCAAAAGUUCUGGGUAGUGGUGGGCAUUCUUCCAAUAAGGAGAAGGAGAUGAUUGCAAGUAUCUUCUGUAAAAUGUCUGCUCUGGUGAGGCACAGAGUUUCUCUCUUUGGAACGGAUGCUCCAGCAAUUGUCAACUGUCUUCACAUUCUGGCACGCUCACUGGAUGCAAGGACAGUGAUGAAGUCGGGGCCUGAGAUUGUGAAAGCAGGGCUAAGGUCGUUCUUUGAGAGUGCUGCCGAUGAUAUAGAGAAGAUGGUAGAGAACCUCAAACUGGGCAAAGUAUCUAAAGGCAAUCAGCAAGUGAAAGGUGUGUCCCAGAACAUUAACUACACAACCAUCGCCCUGCUCCCAGUGCUGACCUCCCUGUUUGAUCACAUUGCUCAGCACCAGUUCGGAGAUGAUGUCAUGCUGGAUGAUCUACAAAUGUCGUGCUAUCGCAUCAUGUGUAGCAUCUACUCCCUUGGGACUGUCAAGAAUCCACAUGUUGAGCGGCAGAGGCCAGCUCUUGGAGAGUGUUUGGCUCACCUUGCAGCAGCGAUGCCAGUGGCCUACUUGGAGCCACAUCUAAAUGAAUUCAAUGCUUUCUCUGUUUACACCACAAAGACACCCAGGGAGCGAGCCAUCUUGGGCCUUCCCAACGAGGUUCAGGAAUUAUGCCCAGACAUUCCGGAGCUGGAUGCCCUGCUAAAGGAGAUCGGGGACUUGGCAGAGUCAGGAGCUCGUUAUACUGAGAUGCCUCAUGUAAUUGAAAUCACCCUGCCCAUGCUGUGUAACUACCUGCCUCGCUGGUGGGAGAGAGGACCUGAGAACUUCCCUGAGAUGGAGGGCCGGAUCUGCACUGAUGUCACGUCAGAACACCUUAAUCAGCUGCUGGGCAGCAUCAUGAAGAUUGUAGUCAACAACUUGGGUAUUGAUGAAGCCUCUUGGAUGAAGAGGUUGGCUGUGUUUUCACAGCCCAUUGUCAGCAGGGCAAAGCCAGAAAUGCUCAAGUCUCAUUUCAUUCCAACAAUGGAGAAAUUGAAGAAACGCACGUCAAAGGUGGUGGCUGAAGAGGACCAUUUGCGGAUGGAGGGAAAAUCGGAGGGGGAUGAGGAAGACGGCACCAUACGUGAUGAGUUUGCUGUCCUGUGCAGAGACUUGUAUGCCCUCUACCCUCUACUUAUUCGCUAUGUGGACAACAACAGGGCAAGAUGGCUGACAUGCCCAGACCCAGAUGCAGAAGAGCUCUUCCGAAUGGUUGGAGAGGUUUUUAUUUUCUGGUCCAAAUCUCAUAACUUCAAACGGGAAGAGCAGAACUUUGUGGUGAUGAAUGAGAUCAAUAACAUGUCAUUCCUCACUGCUGACAGCAAGAGCAAAAUGAGCAAGGGCGGGGACUCAGAGGGUGGAGGCUCAGACACUGAACGCACCAAGAAGAAAAGACGUGGAGAUCGUUACUCUGUGCAGACUUCACUUAUUGUGGCUGCCUUGAAAAAGAUGCUCCCCAUAGGCCUCAACAUGUGCUCUCCUGCCGACCAGGAGCUCAUCAACUUGGCCAAGAUCCGAUACUCUUUGAGGGACACUGAUGAAGAAGUAAGAGAGUUCCUGCAGAACAACCUUCAUCUGCAGGGCAAGGUGGACAACCCAUCCAUGCGCUGGCAGAUGGCCCUCUACAAGGAGAUGGCAGGGAAGGCUGAAGAUGCUGACGCUCCAGUGAAAGUUGUCAAGAGAGUACAGGAGGUUUCUGCUGUCCUCUACCACCUUGAAGUGACGGAGCACCCGUUCAAAUCCAAAAAGAUGGUGUGGCACAAACUGUUGUCCAAGCAGAGACGCAGGGCUGUGGUCGCUUGCUUUAGGAUGACACCACUAUACAACAUUCCAAGGCACAGAGCGUCAAACAUGUUCCUCGAGGGAUACAAACGCAACUGGCUUCACUCUGAGGGUUACUCAUUUGAAGACAGGAUGAUAGAUGAUUUAUCUAAAGCAAUGGAGCAGGAGGAAGGAGAUGAAGAGGAAGAAAGAGAAACAAAGCCGGAUCCCCUCCACCAGCUUAUUCUGCAUUUCAGUCGUACCGCUCUAACAGAAAAGAGUAAACUUGAUACAGAUCAUCUGUAUAUGGCAUAUGCAGAUAUUAUGGCAAAGAGUUGCCAUAUUGGUGAGGAAGAAGAAGGGGGAGAUGAAGGGGUGGAAAAAGCUGAGGAUGAGAUGUCCUUUGAGGUGCGACAGUCAGAACUGGAAAAAGAAAUGGAGAAACAAAGGCUCCUGUACCAACAAUCCAGACUUCAUAAUCGUGGUGCUGCAGAGAUGGUCCUGCAAAUGAUCAGCGCCUGCAAAGGUGAAACUGGCCCAAUGGUGACAACAACCCUCAAACUGGGUAUUUCUAUCCUUAACGGUGGAAACAGCGAGGUUCAGAGGAAAAUGCUGGAGUACUUGAAGGAUAAGAAGGAUGUAGGCUUCUUUUUGAGUGUCCAGGCACUGAUGCAGACCUGCUGUGUCCUGGAUCUAAAUGCCUUCGAGAGGCAGAACAAGGCCGAAGGGCUCGGCAUGGUGUCAGAGGAGGGCACUAAGUUGAACCUAGAUCGGGAUGAGAAAGUAAUGGCAGAUGAUGAGUUCACCUGUGACCUCUUCCGUUUCUUGCAGCUGCUUUGUGAGGGUCACAAUAACGAUUUCCAGAACUACUUGAGGACACAGACAGGCAGCACAACUACCAUCAACAUCAUCAUUUGUACCGUAGAUUACCUCCUCCGACUUCAGGAGUCUAUCAGUGAUUUCUACUGGUAUUACUCUGGCAAGGACGUCAUCGAUGAACCAGGCAAAAAGAAUUUCUCCAAAGCCAUGACAGUGGCAAAACAGAUUUUCAACAGCCUAACUGAAUACAUUCAGGGUCCAUGCACAGGCAACCAGCAGUCCCUGGCCCACAGCAGGCUGUGGGAUGCUAUAGUUGGGUUCCUUCAUGUCUUUGCCCACAUGAUGAUGAAGCUGGCACAGGGUAAAGACUCGAGCCAGAUUGGUCUGCUGAAGGAGCUUCUUGACUUACAGAAAGACAUGGUUGUUAUGUUGCUCUCACUAUUAGAGGGAAACGUGGUAAAUGGUACGAUUGCCCGCCAGAUGGUAGACAUGUUGGUGGAGUCCUCCAGCAACGUGGAGAUGAUCCUCAAGUUCUUUGACAUGUUCCUCAAACUGAAAGACAUCGUGGCUUCGGAUGCUUUCCGUGAUUACGUCACAGACCCUCGAGGGCUGAUCUCCAAGAAAGACUUCCAGAAGGCCAUGGACAGUCAGAAACAGUAUACCCCCUCUGAGAUCCAGUUUCUUCUGUCCUGCUCAGAAGCAGAUGAGAAUGACAUGAUCCACUAUGAGGAGUUCGCCAAUCGCUUUCAGGAACCUGCCAAGGACAUCGGAUUCAAUAUCGCAGUGCUGCUCACCAACCUGUCUGAGCACGUCCCACAUGACGUUAGGCUACAGAACUUCCUAGAACAAGCAGAGAGUGUGCUGAACUACUUCCGCCCCUUCUUAGGUCGUAUUGAAAUAAUGGGCGCCAGCAGAAAGAUUGAGCGCAUCUACUUUGAAAUCAGUGAAGUGAACCGCAGACAGUGGGAGAUGCCCCAGGUCAGAGAAUCGAAACGACAGUUUAUCUUUGAUGUCGUCAAUGAGGGCGGUGAAUCAGAGAAGAUGGAAAUGUUCGUCAACUUCUGUGAGGACACCAUCUUUGAGAUGAAUAUAGCCUCACAGAUUUCAGAGCAGGAGGAGGAGGGAAAGGGGGAAGAAGAUGAUGAAGAGGAAGAAGGUGGAGGUGAGGGGGGACAAGGAGCAGCUGGUGAUGAGGAGAAUAAUGGAGACGAAAGGCCGCCUGAAUCGAGCUCUGCCUUUGCAGAUUUCAUAAACAGCACUCUAAGCUUCUUCAGCAUUUUCACCUUCCGUAACCUUCGCAGACAGUAUCGCAGAGUGAGAAAGAUGACCUUGAAGGAGAUUGUGGUGGCCUUGUCCACCUUUUUCUGGACCAUCCUAAUGAGUAUACUACACUUAAUUUACAAUGUGUGCAAAGGGUUCUUUAUGAUCAUCUGGCAGACGUUGUUUGGAGGUGGCUUAGUGGAGGGAGCAAAGAAUAUCACCGUGACUGAGAUUCUUGCAAGCAUGCCAGAUCCCACGCAGGAUGAUGUGCAUGGUGAUGGACCAGGGGAGCCAAGGACAGGGGAAGAACAAGACACUGGAGGUGUAACGGACACCGGGGAGACUGGGAGUGGAGAGGAGGAAGAGGAGGAUACCCAGGAAAAAGAGGGUGGGAGGAUACCAGGUAUUGAUGCUCCAGGUGGACUUGGAGACAUGGGUGUAGAAUCACCUGUUGAACCUCCAACUCCUGAGGGAACUCCCAUAACAAAGAGAAAAAUGGCACCAGAAGAGGCUGAUGCCAGCCAGAAACCUCCUGAACCUGUUCCUGCAGAGGAACCUCCUCCAGAACCUGAAAAGGCUGAUGUUGAAACUGGAGAGAAAGCAGAGAAAGAAUCCCAGAGCAAGGCAGAAGAACGGCCAGAAGAGCCGAAGAAAUCUUCAACCAAAAAAGAAAAGAAGCACAAAAAGGAAGGUUUCCAAAUCUGGACUGAGCUGGAAACCCAACGAAAUAAAUUUAUGAACUACCUCUCCAGAAACUUCUACAACCUACGGUUUUUGGCUCUGUUCCUCGCAUUUGCCCUGAACUUCAUUCUGCUGUUCUACAAGGUGUCUGACACCCCACCCGAGGGUGAGGAGAUGGAGGGAUCCGGGAUGGAGGGAAGUGGGCUGUUUGAAGGCUCUGGGUUCUUUGAAGGCUCAGGGGAGGAGUCUGAGGGAUCUGGAAUGAAUGAAGGAGAUGAGGACGAUGAAGACGUCCCAGUUUAUUACUAUUUAGAGGAGAGCACUGGCUACAUGCAGCCCACACUGUCCUUCCUUGCCAUCCUGCACACAGUCAUCUCAUUCAUCUGUAUCAUUGGCUACAACUGCCUUAAGAUUCCACUGGUGAUCUUUAAAAGGGAGAAAGAACUUGCAAGAAAGCUGGAGUUUGACGGCCUCUACAUCACUGAGCAGCCUGAGGAUGAUGACAUUAAGGGCCAGUGGGACCGACUGGUCCUGAAUACACCCUCUUUCCCAAACAACUACUGGGAUAAAUUUGUCAAACGAAAGGUUUUGGAUAAGUACGGAGACAUUUAUGGCAGAGAAAGAAUUGCGGAGCUCCUGGGUGUUGAUUUAGCCUCCCUUGAUGUGAGUCAACAACAUGAGAAAAAACAAGAGGAACCAGAUAACUCUGUGUUUGCGUGGCUGACCUCCAUUGACCUCAAGUACCAGAUCUGGAAAUUUGGCGUUGUGUUUACAGACGGUACCUUCCUGUAUCUCUGCUGGUACACGAUAAUGUCUUUGCUUGGACAUUACAACAACUUCUUCUUCGCCUGCCACUUGCUGGAUAUUGCCAUGGGUGUCAAGACUCUGCGCACUAUCCUGUCCUCAGUCACACACAAUGGCAAACAGCUCAUGAUGACAGUGGGCUUGUUGGCUGUGGUGGUGUACCUUUACACCGUAGUUGCCUUCAAUUUCUUCCGCAAGUUUUACAACAAGAGUGAGGACGAAGAUGAGCCAGAUAUGAAAUGUGACGACAUGAUGACUUGUUACCUGUUCCACAUGUACGUGGGUGUGCGUGCUGGUGGAGGCAUCGGAGAUGAGAUAGAGGAUCCUGCUGGAGAUGAAUACGAGCUUUAUCGAGUGGUCUUUGAUAUAACUUUCUUCUUCUUCGUCAUUGUCAUUUUGCUGGCCAUUAUUCAGGGUCUGAUCAUUGAUGCCUUUGGAGAACUCAGAGAUCAACAAGAGCAAGUCAAGGAAGACAUGGAGACAAAAUGCUUCAUAUGUGGCAUCGGAAGUGACUACUUUGAUACAACGCCACAUGGCUUCGAGACCCACACUUUAGAUGAACACAAUCUGGCCAAUUACAUGUUCUUCUUAAUGUACCUCAUCAACAAAGAUGAGACGGAGCACACGGGGCAGGAGUCAUAUGUGUGGAAGAUGUACCAGGAGCGUUGCUGGGACUUCUACCCUGCAGGAGACUGUUUCAGAAAGCAAUAUGAGGAUCAACUUUCCUAGCUAACAAGUACUUCACACUUACAGAGGGAAAAAUAUAAUAAUUGAAGCACCAGUCUUGGAACCCAUUGGCUAUCGGUCUGAUGAUAUCUAAGUCAAGACUUCCUCUUCCUCACUUCCUCUUUCGUCUUCGGUCAUUUCAGCUCAUUUCUAUGAACAGAUAUAUAUAGCUAGACAUAACCGAUGGGUUCCGAGAUUUUGGCCAGUGCACUUUGCCUCUACACAUGGAUUGGGACUGUUUACCUGCUGUUUAAAUGUAAUUGGUCAGUACUACUCAAACUACAAACAAGAACACCUCUAAAAAUCUUGUCUCAUCGCCUCCAGUCUUUUUUAACACACUCAGAAUGUGUUUAUAGAGGUUAUUGAAGUGCUGCUUGUGUUCAUCAUUCCUGACAAAAGUCACAACAAAUCGAUUUUGACAUGAAAACUGCAAAAUAAUUCUCAUGAAUUCGAAUUAACAGCACAAACAUUACUUCAAACUUUGGUAACUCUGGUGUCCCUGAGGUGGCUGUAAAGAAAGAGAGUUUUUACUAUGCAAAUGUGAUUCACACAAAAGUUUUUUUUAAGUGUAAUCAUGUAAUCAAAAUGCAUGAAUAUUUUCUCUUUAAUCAAUUUAGGGACAUCAUGGGUUUCCAUAAAUUUGUUUUAAUUUGUUGUUUGUUAAGAAGUUGAAGAUAAAGCCACUGUUAUGUGAGAAUGUGAUAAAGUGCCUUAGCAGUAAGAGAAGCUGAAUAAACUAUAUGUAACAGAAUAUAGUUAGCUUGAAAGUUAGCUCAGCACUCUCACCUUUUUGUUGUUACAUGUAAUCAAUAGUUUCAUUUAAAUUCAUCAUAUAUUUUCUUUGUGAUUAUUGUCAGUUUCACUCUAGCAUAUUUAUAUUUAUUUCUCUGUUUAGUUUUCCUCAGAUACUGUAGCUUAUGUUUGAUUUUAAAUGAUUGUAUUUAUUGUUUUUCAAGACAACUUUAAGUCUGCAAUGAUG